AUGGCCCCAAUACCGAGCACGCUCAACGAAGAGACAAGGUCUCUGGUAGAAUCACUGCAGAGACGUCAAAAGGACCUCUCGGACUUCCAGAUCAACCGCCUGCGGACAUGCACGGGCCCGCCUGCACUACAACAGCGUUAUGCAGCAGAGCUUCGUGAGGACAUAGAUGCGUUUGCACAUCAGAUUAAGAACCUCGAUAUCGCAGUAGAUGAUCAGAGGACGGAACGAGACAGGCAUGAACUUCGACAGAUUGUUGACGAGUUCCACGCUGCUUUAACGAGCUUGAAGAAAGAUGCGCGCGCCGCACUGCUUGCAUCCAAGAAAGCUAUCGACUCAAACCAGCUGUCCAACCGAGAAGAGCUUCUGCGCUCCUCUGCAGUCAAAGAGAAGCAGAACUUGAGCGAGAAGGUUGCGGAGGAUGCGCUCAUGAAAGCCAACAACGAUGUGACAGGGGCGCUACAGCGAACGAUCACUCUAAUGCAGGGAGAGCUGGAGCGGUCGGUCUUGUCGUCUCAGCUGCUAGAGUCCUCUACUGCCGCUCUACGCUCUACAUCCUCAACUCACGAUGUCCUCGACAGCCUCUUGGAUACCUCCAAGCACCUCAUCACCGCUCUCGAGAAGUCAGACUGGUUAGACCGUCUCCUCGUCCUCGCCGGCUUGUUCUUCUUCCUCCUCGUCGUGGCUUUCAUCCUCAAGCAGCGCAUAGUCGACCGCAGUAUCCGGAUUGCAUUCUGGUGGACGAGAUUUCUCCCGAGCUUGAGCAGUGAUGAGGGGCUUUUGCGGGCAGAGGAAGGCAAGGGGUUCGUGAACAGCUUGAUCACGAGCGCACUCACGACGGCACCAGCGGUCGCUGUUUCAAGUGCUGCUUUCUCGCAAUUUACUACGAUGACAACAACCGCGAGCGAAGAGCUUGGGCCUACCGAGCAAGCGACGUUCAACCCAAUUCUCGAAGAAGUGAUCACCUCCUCAUCGCAAGAUCCAGUCGAGGUGACGCCGUCAGCCGAGAGCGAUGAUCUGUUGGAAAGAACAGCAGAGAGGAGCGCGAUGCCCUCUAAUGUUCCUUCCGGUAUGCAUGACGAGCUAUAG
Messenger RNA from Laetiporus sulphureus 93-53, 1086 nucleotides. RefSeq lists its product as uncharacterized. Gene Ontology annotation, molecular function: SNAP receptor activity. Gene Ontology annotation, biological process: retrograde vesicle-mediated transport, Golgi to endoplasmic reticulum. Lineage: Eukaryota; Fungi; Basidiomycota; Agaricomycetes; Polyporales; Laetiporaceae. The transcript has 5 exons. The coding region runs from base 1 to 1086 and encodes 361 amino acids. The record is from RefSeq and is a predicted model, not a curated record. Gene Ontology annotation, cellular component: SNARE complex; endoplasmic reticulum.